Myripristis murdjan (pinecone soldierfish) is the source of this 4340-nucleotide messenger RNA. Its product is annotated as protein mono-ADP-ribosyltransferase PARP12-like. The record is from RefSeq and is a predicted model, not a curated record. The coding region runs from base 14 to 3028 and encodes 1004 amino acids. Gene Ontology annotation, molecular function: NAD+ poly-ADP-ribosyltransferase activity; metal ion binding. NCBI's taxonomy places the organism in Eukaryota, Metazoa, Chordata, Actinopteri, Holocentriformes, Holocentridae. Gene Ontology annotation, cellular component: nucleus. The transcript is spliced from 12 exons.
GGAGCGCCUCGACAUGUCGGAGGCGGAGGCCGCUGUGCUGAAGCUGAUCUGCGCCAAUCACGGAUCGAUGAGCGUCGAUGAUCUGGAGGAGAGCGUCUGUGUGUUCAACGUGAGGCGGAUCAUCUCCAACCGGGAGAAGUUUGUGUGCUGCCGGUCCGGCGGGGAGCACAAGGUGGUGGCCAAGACGGAGCUGCGACUCUGCAAAGCCAAAGUGUGUCAGGGCUGCAACAACCUGCAUCUGUGCAGAAAGUUCCUGCUGGGAUCCUGCCCGUCCAGCCGCAGGAGGAGAGGAUGCCAGCUCCCCCAUCAGCUGAGGUCUGACCAUAACGUGCCGAUCCUUGUAGAGCACGGCCUGCAGGAGCUGGACCGGGCCGAGCUGUGCACGCUGCUGCUGCAGAACGACAACUUCCUGCUGCCGCCCAUUUGCUUUGACUACAACAAUGGCGGCGGGCAGUUUGGCUUGUGUAAGGACGGCGACGACUGCGACCGGCUCCACAUCUGUGAGCAACACCUGCAGGGAGACUGUUUCUGCUCCAAGGCUCAUGAUUUUGACGAGCCGCAGCCUUUAAAAGCCCUGCAGGCUCGGGGUGUUCCCAACCGGCUGCUUCACUCUCUGAAAUCUGUCUACAUCAACAAAGAGGCUCUGAGAGGCAACAGGGGCAACCCUCAACGGCAACCACGAGUCUUUUCCACCAGCGACGUCUGGGCUGCUGCGAGCUCCCGAGACGCUGGCAGUGAUGACGGACUGAACAAAAGACAAACGAGAGGAGCCAAGAAAAGCUCGGAGGAUGUGAAAGAGAUAUGCUUGUACUUCGUCAAGGGACACUGUAAAUAUGGUGAAAAGUGUCCUAGAGCCCACAACAAGCUGCCGUACAGAUGGGAGCUCAGACAGGGACAGCAGUGGAACGCUUUGCCUGACAGCGAGGAGAUUGAGAGGGACUACUGCAACCCUGAGAAAACAUACAGUAAUAACUUUCACCCCGUGUAUUUUGACACGAUGACCCGUGGAUCGAGCUCAGUACGGCGUCUGUCCACCGCUUCUUCGGUUCUGCAUCCGAACUUCGUCCUCACCACUGAGUGGCUCUGGUACUGGGAGGACGAGUCCGGGAACUGGAACCUGUACGCCUCUGCUACUGGCGGACACACAGCAGCCAGAAUCAGCAGUGCAGAGCUGGAGCAGAAGUACCUGAAUGAUGACAAGGGCACAAUGGAGUUCACCGCCGGGUCACAGAAGUACUCGCUCAGCUUCCAGGACAUGAUGCAGACAAAUAAAGAUUACCGCACAAAGCGGCGGGUGAGAAGACGACCUGCGUUUCUUGCCUCAGCUGAUUUGGAAACAGCAAAAGCGAGAAAGCCAAAUUACAGAGGAGUACCGGCACACUGGGACAAGACACAGGUUCCAGAGACAGGAUACAAGCGAGUCGCCCUCCAGAGAUCCUCAGAGGAGUUUAAGGAGAUUGAAGGUCUGUUCUGUAACACGAUGGCCGGCUUUGACAUUCUGCUGAUAGAGAGGAUUCAGAACAAAGCACUCUGGGAAUUCUUUGAGUGUCAAAAGAACUACAUGAAGAAGAACAACGGUGGGCGGGAUGCAACAGAAAAAAAGCUUUUCCACGGCACGGACUCACAACAUGUAGGCGCCAUCUGCCGCGACAACUUCGACUGGAGAAUCUGCGGGACCCAUGGAACCGUCUUUGGGAAAGGGAGUUACUUUGCCCGGGAUGCACGGUACUCACACGGCUACACCGGACAGUCUGAUGUUAAAUCUAUGUUUGUCUCACGGGUGCUGGUGGGGGACUUCACCCGAGGAUCCUCAAGCUACGUCCGAGCUCCACCCAAGGAUGGCGGUGACGUGCACUUCUACGACAGCUGUGUGGACAACGUCCGCAACCCCUCCAUCUUUGUCGUGUUCGAGAAGCACCAGAUCUACCCGGAGUAUCUGCUGCAGUACAAAGAAAAGACCUCGCAGUACUCCCAACAGCACUACAGCACAGCACCAGCAGCAGCAUCAGCACUGAAAUCAGUUCCUGCUCCUGUACAAAGACCUUCUGCCAGUAGUAGAAAAGUUCUUGCUCCUCCUCCCUCUCCUGUUGCACCAGCUCGUGCUCGUACCAUAAAAGUUCCUGCACCUGUCACAUCGAUUCCUGCUGCUGUCGCACCAGUUCCUGCUCCUGUCGCACGGGUCCCUGCCCAUGUUGCACCAGUUCCUGCUCCUCUUGCACCAGUUGCCUCUCCUUUCACACCACUUCCUGCCAUAAAAGUUCCUGCUCCUGUCACAUCAACUCCUGCUCCUGUCGCACCAGUUCCUGCCCCUGUUGCACCAGUUCCCUCUCCUUUCACACCACUUCCUGCUCAUACCAUAAAAGUUCCUGCUCCUGUCACAUCAACUCCUGCCCCUGUUGCACCAGUUCCCUUUCCUUUCACACCACUUCCUGCUCAUACCAUAAAAGUUCCUGCUCCUGUCACAUCAACUCCUGCUCUUGUCGCACUAGGUCCUGCCCCUGUGGGACCAGUUCCUGCUCCUGUCACACCAGCUCCUGCUUGCACUAUAAAAGUUCCUGCUCUUGUUGCACCAGUUCCUGCUUCUGUCACACCAGUUCCUGCUCUUGUCGCACCAGGUCCUGCCCCUGUGGGACCAGUUCCUGCUUCUGUCACACCAGCUCCUGCUCGUACCAUAAAAGUUCCUGCUCUUGUUGCACCAGUUCCUGCUUCUGUCGCACCAGUUCCUGCUCCUGUCGCACCAGCUCGUACCAGAAAAGUUCCUGCUUCUGUCAGACCAGUUCUCACCUAUAUCAGGCCAAGUCACGAUUCUGUCAGAGCAAUUCCCGUUUUUGUCCGAAAAGCUCCUGCUUCUGUCACACCGGAUCCUGUCACAAAGGAUCCCACUUCUGUCAGACCAGUUCUCACCUAUAUCAGACCAAGUCACGAUUCUGUCAGAGCAAUUCCCAUUUAUGUCAGAAAAGCUCCUGCUACUUCAGCAUCCUCAGCAAGCCAGAAUUCAAACAAACAGUCCAGCUGUGUCAUUGCUUAGGUAUCUGGUAUCUGGUGUUGGAUUAACUGCAAUGUGUGACAGAGUUUGAAUUACAUACAUGAGUUAGAGCCAGGUUUCGCAGUAAAUGUCCUUUUACUGAACCCCAGAAUGCCAUGGGUUGAGGUCAGAGUCUUACAGCACAAUAAUAAUUUUCUCUAAAGAGUUCUGAACCUCAUCUGACCCAACCUGUCUCGCACCCGAUCCGUAUCCACUAUCAAACACAUCGCUCCACAUUCUGUUAGAAGCAUUAUUUUUAAUUUUAGUUUCGCCAACCAUUGAAGCCACUGACGACAUCAUUCUCACAUCUGUAAUCAAGCAGAAUUUCUCCCACAUGCUUGACUGGGCCUUCAUGAAUGUAUUUGCAACAAUUCAAUGUUCAUCAUUUCAUCCUGAUGAUGAUGAUGAUGAUGAUGAUGGCUUUGAUCGCUUACUGUCCAUGUCAGUCAGGGCAGUGAUUCCUAUCUGGUUUGUUUGUUUGUUUUGUUUACUUUGUUUUUUGUCUCUUUCUGACCCAGCUGGAGGCUACUGAAGGAGCCAUGGUAAUGUAUCAAAAUCUAAAAAAAUAUAGGCAAUAACUUGGGAUGUUACAGAGAUUACCUGUUUUGUGCCAGUGCCAAGAUUUUAUGGUUGCACAGUUUUUCAUAGUAAUUGUAAUUACUGUGAUUGAAAUUUUAAUGGAAUUUAUGAGUUUACUGAAACUUCCAUAGACAGCUCUUAUUUUAUGACCCACAAGCAUUUCAGUUAAUAAAAAACAGUAUUAGUAAAUCUGAGUCCAAUUAAAUCAAAGCUUAAGACUUAUGACUGCCUAUUAUUAAAUUAAAUGUAAAUUUUGGAUUAAUAUGUGUUUUUUCUAUUGCUGUAUUGCUGUUCUGCAUUUUUACUUGUAUUUAAAUGUCUUGUUAUUGCCUUAUGUUGCUUUUCAAAUGAACUUGCCUUGCCAAACUCCAGUGAAGGAUGUGUAAUUCACUGUUAAUCUCUGGAUUUGCAGUUGUGGCCUUAAAAUAUCACCACCUUUCCUUGAUUGAAGUUCUAAUGAAUCUGAUCAGGACAUUUUGUGCAUCAUAAUACUGUUUAAUCAUCAUGUUCAAUAGUUAAAAUGAAGAAUGCAUCAUAGUCUGUUGUCAUAAGAGCUACUGCCUCAGUGCUCUCCGACCAGAAGGGGGCGACAACUCGCUGUACAACUCAGACUUGAAGGCAAGGCAAGGCAAGGCAAGUUUAUUUAUAUAGCACAAUUCAACACAAGGUAAUUCAAAGUGCUUUACAGAAACAUUAAAAGCAACAAGACACAAAUUAAAACAAUAAAAACAGUCAA